Molecule: messenger RNA, 1248 nt
Organism: Saxophila tyrrhenica
Lineage: Eukaryota; Fungi; Ascomycota; Dothideomycetes; Mycosphaerellales; Extremaceae
Gene: GYP8
Product: GTPase-activating protein gyp8
Exons: 4
Coding region: 1-1248 (415 amino acids)
Biological process (GO): positive regulation of GTPase activity; endoplasmic reticulum to Golgi vesicle-mediated transport
Cellular component (GO): endoplasmic reticulum membrane
Molecular function (GO): GTPase activator activity
Source: RefSeq, a predicted model, not a curated record
AUGGAGUCCCACCAACCCACUGCAGAGCCUCGGUUGAGCAGGCAGGAUGCUGGCAGUAAUGACGCCGCACAGAGAGACUUCGAUACACGCAGUCGUAAACUUCACAGUCUGAAUGUGGCCUGCAGCAACGGCGACGUUGCGGCUCUCCGUGAGCUUGCAGCGUCUAAAGGGGGGUUGUUGGACGAUGAAGUACGCCGCAUAGCCUGGCCACUGCUUCUAGGCUGCGAGAAGGGCGUGGGAUGGGAGGGCGCAGACCCACCACCUCACCGGGAUGAAGAACAGGUGCAACUCGACGUCGACCGCUCUUUCGUCUACUACCCGCAGGGUGAAUCAGACGAGAAGCGAGAUGCCCGGAAACAAGAACUCUCCAAACUCAUUCUCAUCGUCCUGCGCCGCUACCCAAUGCUCCACUACUUCCAAGGCUACCACGACAUCGUCCAAGUCUUCCUACUCGUGUUGGGCGGCGACGCAGCUGUCAACGCAGUCUCUCGCUUAUCCCUGCUCAGGAUCCGCGACUUCAUGCUUCCUACUAUGUCUGGUACAGAACCUCACCUGCGACUACUGCCGGCAGUUCUAUAUGCGGCAGAUCCAGCUCUAGCUUCACAUUUAUCCCAGACGCAACCAUUCUUCGCUUUGCCUGCUACCCUGACGUUGUAUGCUCACGAGAUCGAGGAGUAUGGCCAGAUCGCAAGGCUAUUUGACUUUCUGCUGGCGAGUGAGGCGGUCGUAUCGAUAUACCUGUUCGCGGUGGUAGUCAUUUCUCGGAAAGAGCAGCUGCUGGAGAUCGAAGCCGACGAGCCGGAAAUGCUUCAUUCCGUCCUCUCCAAGCUACCUAAACCGCUCGAUCUGGACAGUCUCAUCCAGCAGACCGCAGAGCUUUUCCAUCAACAUCCGCCUGAGAAGCUACCAGGUCGGGCAUGGUGGCAUAUCUCAUCCAAUAGUGUCCUGAAGACUACGAGACCCAACCACGACCCCAAGAAGCAAACAUUAGCCGACGGCCAGCGCUACUUUUGGAAAGAAGCAGCAGAGAUAAGGCGGCGCGAUGCCCUGAUGCGGACGCAACAGCAGGCUCAGCUGUUCCUUCGGCGCUACAGGCGGCCGGUCACGCUGACAGGGUCGGCGGUUCUGUUUGCCCUGAUUGCAAUUCUGUUGCGAAGCGAGCAUGCGCCCUGGGUUCCUGCGUUGGGCUCGGUGUUCAAUGGGCUGCAACGGACAUUCUACCAAGUAUGGCGGCAGUUCUCGACUUGA